Molecule: messenger RNA, 6444 nt
Organism: Osmia bicornis bicornis
Lineage: Eukaryota; Metazoa; Arthropoda; Insecta; Hymenoptera; Megachilidae
Gene: DNApol-zeta
Product: DNA polymerase zeta catalytic subunit
Exons: 18
Coding region: 427-6399 (1990 amino acids)
Biological process (GO): error-prone translesion synthesis; double-strand break repair via homologous recombination
Cellular component (GO): zeta DNA polymerase complex; nucleus
Molecular function (GO): DNA binding; DNA-directed DNA polymerase activity; nucleotide binding
Source: RefSeq, a predicted model, not a curated record
UAAGUACAUGCAUGCAUAUAGUAUAGCAAUUUACUAUAGCUAAAUGAAGUACUAUAUAUACAUAUUUAUAUGAAAAAGGGAAGCUUAAUUUCAUUCUGAGUGUUUUAUAUUAUAUAUACUUACAUAUAUCAUACGUACAUACUUAAAGUAUUGGAUCUGAUACUUCAAAAUAAUACGUUUUUAUAAAAUAAUAAAAAAAUGUGUACAAAAGUAUUGUGAAGAAUCUUAUUUGUAAGAGUCUUAAAAUUUAUUACCGGUAUGAGGUUAUAAACAUAACCUGAAAUUAAAAAAUUUAAAGUAUAAUUUAAACUAAAGUAUAUGUAUAUAAGUAUACUUGCCUAAAAAAUGAGUCAAUACAUUUUAAACAUUUUUAUUCUUCUUGUUAUUAAUGAAGAUUUUGUUUAUAUAUAUAUAUAGAUCUCAAACAUGUUUUCCAUGAGUUUGAUAACAUUAGAUAGUUAUCAGUCAACUCCAUUGUCAGAAUUAGAUGUAACAUUUUCAGAGUUUCGUGGAACAGAAAUUAAACAUGUUCCUGUCAUCAGAAUAUUUGGAUCUACUCCUUUUGGGAUAAAAACAUGUUUACAUAUACAUGGUGUAUUUCCAUAUAUGUACAUUCCAUGUAUAAUGAAAAAUAAUGUGGACAGUUUUAUGUACAAAUUAGCUGCAGCAAUAGAUUCUGCAAUUAAUAUAUCGUUUGGAUUCACAAUGUCUAAUACUCAACAUGUUUAUAAAAUUCAAAAAGUUUUUGGAAUUCCUCUUUAUGGAUAUCACGAGAAGGAGCAUUUAUUUUUCAAGAUUUAUUUUUAUAAUCCUGCAAUGAUUAAGCGAGCAGCUGAACUGCUACAAAAUGGCACAAUACUUAAUCAAAGUUUCCAACCACAUGAAGCUCAUAUUCCUUUUAUUUUACAAUUCAUGAUAGAUUAUAAUCUUUACGGUAUGAGCCUAAUAAAUUUGAAAUAUGUUAAAUUCAGACAAUCCAUGUACACAGAAUCCAAAGAAAAUGAGAACUUGCUAAGUUUAGCUGAUUCACAAAAAUAUCUUCCUAUAUCUAUUAUUAGACAGAGUACCUGUAAAUUAGAACUAGAUGCACAGGCAACUGAAAUACUCAAUAGAGAAGACAUCCAAAAUGGUUUAGAUUUAAAUCCUGGUAUUGCAGCAAUUUGGAAUGAAGAAAAAAGCAGAAGAGAAGCAAAAGGUUUACAAGAUGCUGGGUCACAAUUAUUAUAUUCAAAUGCUGAUAGCAGAAUUUAUGGUUUAACAGAAAAUGACAUUUAUCAAGAAGAAAAAUUAGUACAGAAACUACAGUUCGUUUCAGAGAUUAAUGACAGCGUUACGCCUAUAACACCUAAAACAGUUAGUUAUCCUUUGGAAGUAGAAAAUGAAGACAGCUUGCUUAGUGCUUCAGAUAUUUUAAAUCAUUUUAAACCAUUGAUAUCAAAUAAGGAAAGUAAGGAAGGAACACUUUUUAAUCAUGAAUUGUUACAGUUUGAGAAAUCUACAGUCGAAGAAACUUUACCUCAAGAUAAAAAUAUAGAAACUAGUACUUUGGAUUCAGAAGAUAUGCAUUUAGUUGAAAUAUUAGCUAAUUUAGCAGAAACAAAUGAAGAAGAAAAGAUUGUAGAUGAUGAUAGUAUGCUAGCUUCUCAGUUUUCUACAUUUACUAAUCAGAUUAAAGAAGAUAGCGAAGAUGAUGAAAUUGAAAACUUAAAUAUCACAAGUUUAGAUUUAGGUAGCCUUAGCUCAUGGAAUUCAGCUGCUGAAGUUUCUAAUCAAAUAAGUACAUCUAAAAUUGAAAAUAAAAAUUUUGAUGAUCAUACGGAAACAGAUUGCAGAAUUGAAAAAAAUGUGAAACGUUCUUUGUCAAUAAAUAUUCCACAGUAUGAUGGUCCAAGCGAUCUGUUUUUAAAAAAUAAAUCUGUUUCAAAGUUCAGUGUACUAGAUACAGUAUUAUUAAAAUAUUUUAAGAUUUGGCAAAACAGAACUCGUGAAUUAAAGAAGAAUCGAACAAAAACAAUGCAAACUAUUAAACAAGGAUUAUUAUCUUAUAAAAACAUGUCAUACAAACAUGCAUUACAUCAUCAAGAUUUAGACGUUUAUGAUAUAGAUGAAAUUGAACAUAAAUUAUCAUUAACUAAUUAUGUUAAUGAAAAACAUAAAGUGUCUCAUGAAAUCAACACUAAUCAAAUUAACUAUGAUAAGAAGUUGCAUUUUAUGAUUAAUAAUAAUCUAGAUAAAUUAAAAAUACCCGCAUUUGAUGGUAAUGUUGAUAGUUCUAGUGAAUCUGACGUAGAUCAAGAUGUUACUAUUGAGGUACAGGAAAAAAAAAUUUGUACUUAUAAAUCAGAUACAAAAUCCAGAAAUGAAAAUAAUGUUCACGAUUCAUUGAAAAAACGAAAAAUUGAAUUUUACAUCUCUGAUGUAGAAUUUUCCCCCAAAAAAGUAAGAAUGUUACAAAAUCCUUCGUCAUUAACAAAAAAAUAUACUCCUCUCAAUGUUAAAAUAAUAUCUCCCAAAAGAGAUAAACGUACUAAUGAAAGGAAUUUUAUAAUAAAUGAACCGUGUAGUUCAAAAUCUGCCUAUAAUACUCCAAAACGGAAAGGAACAGAUAAAAAAUAUCCUACACGUAACACAAGUGGAAAUGCUAAUGAAGUAUUCCUGCUUGACGAUGUCAGUGAUAGUACAGGAACAUAUAAAGUGUCCACUGAUUUGGAAACGGAACAUUACAAUGAUGCAUCGAAAAUAAAAUCUUUAAUACAUACUACUUUUAAAAGUAAUAGAGAGGUUCGUAAAAAAUUAAAUUUUAUGAAUGAAAAAGUAGCUGAUCGUAUAAACGAUGAUAUUGAAGAAAAUCAUUUUGAAAAUUUGCCUUUAACAGAAGCAGUAAUAAAUAAGAUACAUAAAAAUAGUGACUCUCCCAAUAUUUCUGAAAUUUACAACGAAAAUUUGAUAAAAAUCUUGUAUAAAACACAAGAUGGAAAAGUGCAUCAUGAAUAUGAUAUACCAAAUACAUCAAAACAAAGGAUAAAUACGUACGUAGAUGAUUUAAAAAAUGAAACACUGCAAAUAAAUGAAAACGAUGAAGAUGAAGAAGAUAUCUGUAAUAUGACUUACACACAGUAUCUUAAUAGGAAAUUAGAGACUGAAUCAAAUACUCCAACUCCAUUAUCAUUAGAUGUUACGAAAAGGAGAUUAAUUACUAUUAUUACCAAAUUUAAUCCACCGAGCAAAGAAAGAAUUAUAAAUAGUAUGAAACUAUAUGGUUGUUGCAGAUCAAAAUCUGUUGCACCGUUUUUCAGUAAUAAGGUUGAUCUUAUAAAACAGAAAGAAAACUCAAACAAAAUUAAUGAUGUAGUUCCAUUUAAGAGUUAUUUAGAUAGAGUUACGGGUAUUAAGAUCUGGCGUAGAGUGAAAAUAAACGAAUUUUAUCCUUCUGGUUCGAGCAUAAAAUCUUGUAACAUAAAAAGAGUUCUUGCAGGAUACAAUCCAUUAAUUAUUCAUUCUCUUAUUCAUCCACCAACACCAAAAAAUGUUAAAACUUUGUUGCAAGCUAAAAAAUAUUUAUUAAAAAUAGAAAGCAAACAUAAAGUAAUAAAGGAUAGAAGAAUCGAUACAACAGGGAAUCUAGUUAAUGAAACAUGCAUUGAUGAUGCACAUGAAAAAAAGAACUCUCCAAAUUCUCAUAAUUCACAACAUUCAAAUAGAUCUAAUGAUUCUGUCAACUCUUCUUUACGAAAAAUGCUUGAAAAUCCAUUGUUAUAUAAAAAUAUUGCUACCCAACAAUAUUUAGGUAUUUCAUAUGGACAGAUAGAAUAUACUAUGAAAGAUCACAGUGGUAAUGUUGCAGAUGAAAAUCUUAAAAAUGCUCGAGGCUUAACUACGCAUCAAUUUUUAACAAUAUUAUCAGUGGAAGUACAUGUUAUUACACAGGGUAAACUUCUCCCUGAUCCCGAAUAUAAUACAAUUGGAGCAAUUUUUUAUGCUGUUUACGCUGACAUUCCAUCAUCUCCAAAUGUGGAACAAAUAGAACAUGGUGCAAUUCUUAUAAAUUCUUGUAUAAAGAAUGAAAAAGUAAAAAACAUUCAUUCAGCUAGUACUGCAUGUCCUAUAUCAUAUGUUUCGAGUGAAGAAGAUUUAUUAAAUAGUCUUAUACAAUUAGUUAGAUAUUACGACCCAGAUAUUUUAGUUGGUUGGGAAAUAGAAUUUCUUUCAUGGGGUUAUAUCUUUCAUAGAGCUUCUCGUAUUGGAUUUAAUAAUUUCAUGUGGCAAAUUUCAAGGAUUUCAAAUGUUACCCCAAUAUCUAGAGGGCAAAUACCAGACAAAGAUAAUUUAAGUGACACAAAAAUACCAGGACGAAUUAUCUUGGAUGUUUGGAGAAUAAUGCGACAUGAGAUAGCAUUAUUAAAUUAUACAUUUGAAAAUGUUAUGUAUAAUGUUAUGCGUGAAAGAAUUUCUUGUCCUUCCUUUGAAACUUUAACUAAUUGGUGGAAGCAUAAUACUAUAACAGUACAAUGGAGAGUCGUUACUCAUUACGUUAUAAGAGUUGUGGGUACACUAAAAAUGUUGCUACAUCUUGAUAUCAUUGGAAAAACAUGCGAACAUGCACGAUUAAUUGGAAUACAAUUUUAUGAAAUUUUUUCACGAGGCUCUCAGUUUCGAGUUGAGUCCAUGAUGCUGAGACUUGCAAAACCUUUGAAGUACAUUCCCAUUUCACCAUCCAUACAACAAAGAGCUAAAAUGAGAGCACCACAAGCUUUACCGCUUAUUAUGGAACCACAAUCUGUAUUUUAUACUGAUCCAUUAAUUGUUCUUGAUUUUCAAAGCUUAUAUCCAAGCAUUAUAAUUGCUUAUAACUACUGUUUUUCUACAUGUUUAGGUCGUAUAGAGCAUAUUGGCGGUAACGAACCAUUCGAAUUUGGCGCAGCAACAUUAAGAGUGAAAAGAAAUACCAUUAAAAAAUUACAAGGAAAAAUAAAUUUUGCACCUUGUGGUGUAGCUUUUGUAAAACCAGAAGUAAAACUGGGUAUAUUACCACGUAUGCUUACAGAAAUUUUAAAUACGCGAUUAAUGGUAAAACAAUCUAUGAAACUUCAUGGAAGCGAAAAUCAGGCAUUGCAACGUAUGCUUCAUUCACAACAAUUAGGACUUAAAUUAAUUGCAAAUGUUACUUAUGGUUAUACUGCUGCAAAUUUUAGUGGAAGAAUGCCUUGUAUUGAAAUAGGGGACAGUGUUGUUAGUAAAGGAAGAGAAACACUAGAACGAGCAAUUAAAAUAGUGGAAUCUACUUCUAAAUGGGGAGCUCAAGUUGUUUAUGGAGAUACAGAUUCACUAUUUAUUCUUUUGCCUGGAAAAUCUAAAAAAGAUGCUUUUCUUAUUGGAGCUGAAAUUGCUGAUACUGUUACUGCUGCUAAUCCUUCUCCUGUAAAACUAAAAUUUGAAAAAGUUUUACAGCCAUCAAUAUUGCAAACUAAAAAAAGAUAUUGUGGUUAUAUGUAUGAAUUUCCUGAACAAGAGAAACCAGAAUAUUUAGCCAAAGGUAUUGAAACUGUUCGUAGAGAUGGUUGUCCAGCUGUGGCUAAAAUACUUGAAAAAUCAUUAAAAAUUUUAUUCGACACUAAGGAUAUUUCGUUAGUAAAAUUAUAUGUUACUAGACAGUUUGAUAAAAUUUUGCGGCAGAAAAUAUCGAUCCAAGAUUUAACUUUCGCAAAGGAAUUUCGUGGAUUGAGCGGAUACAAAGCCACUGCUUGUGUACCCGCGUUAGAAUUAACACGAAGAUUAAUGCGCAAAGAUCCUCGAGCAAUACCUCGUACUGGUGAACGAGUACGAUAUGUUAUAGUAGCCGGUGCUCCAAAUCAACCACUUAUACACUGUGUACGAACUCCAAUGGAAGUGAUUUUAGAUGAAGGCUUGAAUCCCAAUUCUGUAUAUUAUAUAACAAAAGUUAUUAUACCGCCUAUUAAUCGAUGUUUAAAUUUGAUUGGCAUUGAUGUUAAUACGUGGUAUAGAGAAAUGUCUCACCGACAAACUCCUGACAAAGCAGUCAGCUUGUUUUCCGACAAUCAAAAGUUAACAAUUCGACAAUAUUUUGGUAACGUUAUGUGUGCUAUUUGUGGGGAUCAAACGCAAAAAGACGUUUGUACGAACUGUGUAGGAAAACCGAAUCAGUCAGUUACAAUUCUACAUGAAAAAUUGAGGUGGUUAGAACGCACUUAUCAUGAGCUCACUACAAUAUGUCAAUCAUGUACCAAUUACUUAGGUGAACCAGAAUGUGAAUCUUUAGAUUGUCCGGUUUUAUAUCGUUUAGCUCAAGCUCAAAGAAAUCUUGUUCAAGUACCCUAUUUAAAUCAAAUUAUUUGUAAUAUUGAUAGUUUAUAUACAGAAGAGAGGAAUAUGAAACAAUGAUUUUCAUUUUAAUUUUAUCGAAUCAAGUUUCUACUAAUUUUUAAU